AUGUCCACGUCAUCUGCCACAUCUUCAGACAACCCUCAAAAACACACAAUUGGAUUGAUCACAGCAAUAUCAUAUACAGUUGGAGACAUUGUUGGAUCAGGAAUCUUCAUCUCCCCCACAUCAAUAUUAAACCAUGCGGGAUCAGUUGGUCUCUCGCUCUGCCUGUGGGCUCUUUGUGCAUUCAUUUCUCUUUUUGGAGCACUUUCCUACGUGGAGUUAGGGACGACAAUCAGAAAAUCUGGAUGCGAUUUUGCUUAUUUGAGUCAUUUCGGAUGGCGCCCCCUGGCCUCCUCCUUCAUGUGGGUGUCUACAUGUCUUUCCUAUCCAGCAGUUCUCGCUAUUCAAGCAAUUUCAUUUGGAGAGUAUAUUGUCACAGGGCCCCUAAUGCUUCUCAAUUUCUUCUCCCUGAAAAAAGUGGCGGGCGCCUUCCAAAUCGUCGCCACAGCCAUCAAACUCAUCGUAGCAUCCGUCAUUAUUUUCACGGGACUCUACCAUAUUUUAAUCAAAAAACAGACCCAAAAUUUUCAAAAUUCAUUCCAAGGAUCCGAUUGGAAUCCGGGGAAUCUGGUAUUAGGUGUCUAUUCUGGUCUGUUUGCUUAUAAUGGAUGGGAUGUGUUGAAUUUUGGAGCAGAGGAGAUCGAAAAUCCGAGGAGAACCCUCCCUAUCGCCGCAAUCAGUGGAAUCGCCAUCUCAGCAACCGUCUUCAUUCUGAUGAAUGUCUCAUAUUUUUCAGUUUUAUCUGUUGAAGAUUUCAAAAAUUCUCCGGCCGUGGCAGUGACAUUUGCCGAGCGAACCCUUGGAAACUUCCACUACGCAAUUCCAUUUCUGAUUUCCCUUCUUCUUAUUGGAAGUAUGAACACCACUAUUUUCGCAUGCAGUCGUUAUAUGUAUUCGGGUGCCCAACAGUCUGUUAUGCCUACUCCGCUACGUGGAAUUCAUUACGCGUCAAGGAGUCCAAGGCUAGCGGUUUUUGCGGAGAUUCUCAUCGCAAUUUGCUUGAGCUUUAUCGGAAAUCUCGACCAACUCAUCAGUUAUAUGUCAUUCGCUCUUUGGUCUCAAAGAACUUGUACUCAAGCCGGAUUCAUUUAUUUCAAGCUUCGUGGCACUCUAAAAUCGAAAAAUAGUUUUGAAGUGCCGAUUUUUGUGCCAAUUAUAUUCUUCAUCAUCUGCAUUGCUCUUCUAGUAAUUCCUAUCACUCAGAACUACCACGUGGCAAUCUACGGGUUGAGUAUGACUGCAGGCGGAGCCCUAAUUUAUAUAGUUUUCAUUUACCCGAAAGUUCUCCCGGAGAUGACCACGACAAUCCCACCAGAUUUGAUUGCAAGACUACAAAAAUUCGACCAACUCAUCACAAAAAUCGAGGACGCCAUCGAGGAGAUCGAUGUCGGAACCGAUAAACAUUUUGAGCGAAGUGCCCACGAAAUGGCUUUGGUCGACUCGAUGAGCAUGUUUUUGAUGGAUAGUCUGUUAUGGGCGGUGCAGGCGACGAAAGGUGGUGGAGCAGAUAAAAAUGAAGAUCUGUUGAUUGAUUUGGCCCGAACGAAACGUGUCACCGCCGACAUGAAGGCGAUCAACGCUCGCCAGGACGCACCACGUAUCAACAAGACAGCCGCCGCCAAUUUCGUGAGGAACGCUCUCUGGGAGGUACCCGAACAGGGAACAUCGACGGAAACAGCUCCAGAUCCGCCAGUGAAAAUGGAAGAAUGA
Molecule: messenger RNA, 1707 nt
Organism: Caenorhabditis remanei
Lineage: Eukaryota; Metazoa; Nematoda; Chromadorea; Rhabditida; Rhabditidae
Exons: 11
Coding region: 1-1707 (568 amino acids)
Biological process (GO): amino acid transmembrane transport
Cellular component (GO): membrane
Molecular function (GO): L-amino acid transmembrane transporter activity
Source: RefSeq, a predicted model, not a curated record